AUGAAAAACAUAAAAAAAUGUUUUAUGUCUUUCGAGAAUUUAGAAUUAGAAAAAAGGUAUCAGUUAGAGAGAUCCUAAUCUAUAAAAAAACCAGUAUAUACUUGCAUGCUUUGUUUAUCCUUUAUUUGUAAUAUCGUAGCGAUAAUUAUACGAUCAACAUAAAGACCUGUUUUAAGUUUAUAUUUAAAUUGGAUCUUGACUUUAUCAACGAUUUUAUAAUUUAUUUUUGUUAUUGUGAUGAGAAAAGUAUAAUUUUUACAAUUUGGAAUAACAUUUUCAAGUAUUAUGAUAGGAUUUUUAUAAUUAAAUGUAGAUUAGUAAACAGAAACAAAAAGUGAAUUUUAUGCAUAUGGAAAUGCUUUUAUGUAAUAUUAAGCAGUUUUAUACUUAAUAUCAAGCUUUAAUCAUGCAAUUAUUUAAGUGACCAUUCAUUUAAUUUUACGUAUAUUAAUUACAAUAUUUUAAUCAAAUAAAAUUGAUUGGCUAUUGGUUGGAUUAGGAAUUAUUGGUGGAUUACUUAUACUGAUUGCUGUACAUUAAAAUGAAUAUAGAUCUCGAUAAAAUUUUAUUUAAAAUUUAAAGGAAAAUUAGCUUUAGGAUGUGUACUCUUUUAUAAUUUAGAAACCUUUUUUUAAAAUAUCAUUUUCAGAAGGAUAAUUAAUGUUUAAUCUAAAUACUAAGUAUUAGAUUGAUUAAUUUCCUGGUUUUGAUUAAUAUUAUUGUGAUGGAUGCAAUAUUAGAAAUUUAAUGAGAUCUUAUAUUAUUGAUAAAAAAUAAAAUGUUGAAUCUUUUUUAUUAUCUUAAAAAUUAUAAACAUUUGGAUAAUUAUUAAUUACAUUUAAAAAGUAAACUUUCUAAAUAAAAUAUUGCAGGGUUGAUCUUUAAUAAUAGAAUUACUUAAUUAUUUUAUAAGAAAUGGAUAUUUAAGAUAAAUAUAAAAUAAACAUAGAAAAAGAGUAAUAGAAGUUGUAAUCAUUUUUGAGAGUGAAUUCAAAUUUUAGAUAUAAAAAAUUAUUUAAUUGGGGAGUACUUUCAAUUGUGUUGUUAAAUAAUAAAACAAUAUAAAAAAUAGAUUUAAAAUAAGUAAUAGCCAGAUUAAUAAAUAUUUAUAAAAAACAUUUAUUUCCCAAUUUAACUAUAGAGAUAGAUUGUGAUGAGAAGAAUUUAUACAUUUACUCAUUUAAAAAUUAAUUGUAAAUUUUUUUAAUGUAAACAUUUGAGAUUAUUUCAAAGAUUUAAUACUUUGAAAGGAAAAAGGAUGUAUUUUUAAUUUUGAAAAGAAAAGGAUGCGAUGUAUUAAUAAAAAUUUUUAAUAUAAAUCAAACUUAAUUUAAUUUGAAUUUUUGUUAAAACUUUUUUAUUUAACGUGUUUAAAGUCUAAUCAUAAAUAAUAUUUAGAACUUAGAUUGUAUAUGUUUAGAGAUUCGUAAUCAUCCUAUAGGAUCAUUUAAUCGAUAAUGA
This is a messenger RNA of Paramecium sonneborni, 1461 nucleotides long. Lineage: Eukaryota; Ciliophora; Oligohymenophorea; Peniculida; Parameciidae. The record is from the annotation of a GenBank genome assembly.